This is a messenger RNA of Myotis lucifugus (little brown bat), 1514 nucleotides long. It is a transcript of the gene INSM2, whose product is annotated as INSM transcriptional repressor 2. Gene Ontology annotation, molecular function: RNA polymerase II cis-regulatory region sequence-specific DNA binding; DNA-binding transcription repressor activity, RNA polymerase II-specific. Gene Ontology annotation, biological process: neuron differentiation; regulation of cell cycle process; negative regulation of transcription by RNA polymerase II. The record is from RefSeq and is a predicted model, not a curated record. The coding region runs from base 1 to 1407 and encodes 468 amino acids. The transcript is spliced from 2 exons. Gene Ontology annotation, cellular component: transcription repressor complex; nucleus. Lineage: Eukaryota; Metazoa; Chordata; Mammalia; Chiroptera; Vespertilionidae.
AUGCCGAGGGGCUUCCUGGUGAAGCGAACUAAACGGACAGGCGGCGCGUACCGAGUGCGCCUAGCCCAGCGGGUCUUCCCCCUACCGGAGCCCCAGGGGGCGCCGCCCUUCGCCAAGGAGACUUCCCGGGCCCCCCGGCCGGAUGCGGAGCAGGCGGCACCCUCUAGCCAGGAGCCCGGAAGGGGGCUGGAGGAGGCGGCGGCCCGGGAACUGUCGGGGUCGCCUUGUCGGGCAGCUGGGGUGAGCCCGGGGGCGGGUGGGCGGGAAGGUGCCGAGUGGAGGGCGGAUGGCAGGGAGAGUCCCAGGCCCAGCUCCAGCCCUGCAAAGCCGGUGGGCGUGGAGCUGCGCCGGGCGUUUCUGGAGCGCUGCCUCCGCUCGCCGGCCUCCGCUGAGCCCUUCCCCGGGGCCGCCGCUGCCGUGGCCGCUUUCUCCCUGCUAUCUGUGUUUUGCACCCGUCCCCGGGGCCCUGGGGAGGCAGCCGCACCGCCGCUGGGGGAGUUCAUCUGCCAGCUGUGCAAGGAACAGUACGCGGACCCCCUUCGCGGCUGGGCGCAGCACCGCUGCUCCCGCAUCGUUCGCGUUGAGUACCGCUGCCCCGAGUGCGAUAAGGUCUUCAGCUGCCCGGCGAACCUCGCCUCCCAUCGCCGCUGGCACAAGCCGCGUCCCGCAGUGGCAAACGCCACCACAGUCUCCUCGAUUGACGCGAAGCUUCCUCCUUCGUCCUCCCCGGAUUCCGGGGCUGUUGCUUCUUUUCUGGCGGAGGGGAAGGAGAACAGCCGGGCAGAGCAGACGGAAAAUCAGCACCUGCAGGCCAGGGACAGCUCCGGGGUGGAGCCGCGCCCAGACGGCGCCCCAUCCCAGGGCCUCCAGGUGUUGUCCCACCUCGAGGCACCGCUGCCUCGGGUCCCCUACACGGAAGGGGUACUGGGGCGUCGACUGCCUGGGCCGGGCAGUGCCAGUGGUGCCGGGGGACCCGAGAUCUUCGUGUGCCCCUAUUGCCACAAAAAGUUCCGUCGCCAAGCCUAUCUGCGCAAGCAUCUGGGCACUCACGAGGCGGGUUCGGCCCGCGCGCUUGCCCCCGGCUUUGGCUCCGAACGCGGGGUCCCACUGGCCUUCAGUUGCCCACUGUGCGGGGCGCACUUCCCGUCCGCAGACAUCAGGGACAAGCACCGGCUGUGGCACGCUGUCCGGGAGGAGCUGCUCCUGCCAGCUUUGGCUGGGGCAGCCCCGGAAGCUCCGAGCCCAGGAGGGGCAUCCGACGGGAGUGCUCAGCAGAUUUUCUCGUGCAAGCACUGCCCGUCCACUUUCUUUAGCUCCCCGGGGCUGACUCGGCACAUCAAUAAGUGCCACCCCUCCGAGAGUCGGCAGGUGCUGCUGCUGCAGAUGCCAUUGCGGCCAGGCUGUUGAGGGCCCGGAGACCGGAGUUUGCGAGGUUGGCCCCUGAGGAAACAGAUCAUGGGAAUUUCUGUAGGGCUCUCUUCAACUUGCAAGUUUACCUCAUGUCCUUCCUGUAU